Molecule: messenger RNA, 1703 nt
Organism: Calidris pugnax (ruff)
Lineage: Eukaryota; Metazoa; Chordata; Aves; Charadriiformes; Scolopacidae
Product: probable beta-D-xylosidase 5
Exons: 12
Coding region: 72-1703 (543 amino acids)
Biological process (GO): arabinan catabolic process; xylan catabolic process
Cellular component (GO): plant-type cell wall
Molecular function (GO): xylan 1,4-beta-xylosidase activity; alpha-L-arabinofuranosidase activity
Source: RefSeq, a predicted model, not a curated record
GCAUCGCCCGUGGUCUCGGAGCUGCGGGCCGGGGCCGAUCCCGGGAACCGAGCCCGUUCCCAGCCCGUUCCAUGCCGCGCCGAACCGCCCCCCCCUCCCCGCCCGCCCGGCGGAGCUCGGCGGCCCCGGGAGCGGCGGUGGCGGGGCUGGCGGGGCUCCGGGCCGUGGCCGUGCUGCUGCUGUGCUCCGGGCCGGGGCGGGCGCAGCCAUUCGCCUUCUCCUUCCCUUUCCAGGACCCGGCCCUGCCCUGGCACCGCCGCCUCGACGACCUGCUGGGCCGGCUGAGCCCCGCCGAGCUGGUGCUGCAGGUGGCGAGGGGGGGAGCGAUGGGGAACGGCCCCGCGCCCCCCAUCCCCCGGCUGGGCAUCGGGCCCUACAACUGGAACACCGAGUGCUUGCGGGGCGACGCGGAGGCCCCCGGCUGGGCCACGGCCUUCCCCCAGGCACUGGGGCUCGCUGCCGCCUUCAGCCCUGAGCUCAUCUACCGGGUGGCCAACGCCACCGCCACCGAGGUGAGAGCCAAGCACAAUGACUUCGUUGCCACCGGCCGCUACGGGGACCACACUGGGCUCAGCUGCUUCAGCCCCGUCCUGAACAUCAUGCGGCACCCGCUGUGGGGCAGGAACCAGGAGACUUACGGGGAGGACCCGUUCCUGAGCGGGGAGCUGGCCCGCAGCUUCGUGCAGGGGCUGCAGGGUCCUCACCCCCGCUACGUCAAGGCCAGCGCCGGCUGCAAGCACUUCAGCGUGCACGGGGGCCCCGAGAACAUCCCUGUCUCCCGGCUCAGCUUUGAUGCCAAGGUGCUGGAGCGGGACCUGCGCACCACCUUCCUGCCCCAGUUCCAGGCGUGCGUGCAAGCCGGCUCCUACAGCUUCAUGUGCAGCUACAACAGGAUCAACGGCGUUCCCGCCUGCGCCAACAAGAAGCUGCUGACGGACAUCCUGCGCGGGGAGUGGGGGUUCGAGGGCUACGUGGUGAGCGACGAGGGGGCCCUGGAGCUCAUCAUGCUGGGGCACCACUACACCCGCACCUUCCUGGAGACGGCAGUCGCCUCCAUGAACGCCGGCUGCAACCUGGAGCUCUCCUACGGCAUGAGGAACAACGUCUUCAUGCACAUCCCCCAGGCUCUGGCCACGGGCAACAUCACGCUGCAGAUGCUGCGCGACCGGGUCCGGCCUCUCUUCUACACGCGGAUGCGGCUGGGGGAGUUCGACCCCCCGGCCAUGAACCCCUACAGUGCCCUGGACCUGAGCGUGGUGCAGAGCCCCGAGCACCGCAACCUCUCCCUGGAAGCUGCUGUCAAGAGCUUCGUGCUGCUGAAGAACGUGCGGGGGACGCUGCCCCUCCGGGCCCAGGACCUGCCCGGCAAACGCCUCGCGGUGGUGGGUCCCUUCGCCGACAACCCCCGGGUGCUGUUUGGGGACUACGCGCCGGUGCCGGAGCCGCGGUACAUCUACACUCCCCGGAGAGGGCUGGAGACGCUGCCGGCCAACGUCAGCUUCGCGGCGGGCUGCCGGGAGCCGCGGUGCCAGCCGUACUCGCGGGCAGAGGUGGUGGCUGCGGCGGGGGCGGCCGACGUCGUGGUGGUCUGCCUGGGGACAGGGGCGGAUGUGGAGACGGAGGCGAAGGACCGGAGGGACCUGUCCCUGCCAGGCCACCAGCUGGAGCUGCUGCAGGACGCCGUGCAGGCGGGGGUGGUGUGA